CUUCGAAUCGCACUUUCUUUUCUUUUCACCACUUUCAGCUUCGAUAGUUCUAUUGAAAUGCUUCGUCUUGCCAGUAUUUCGGUUCUAGCCUCCCUUGCCCUAACUUCCUUUGGUCAAGAAUGCUCCCAGGGUGUUGCGGAGUGCAUUAAUGGUGGCGGCGACCUUGCUGCGUACCGGACCUGCCUGAGUGAUAACCACUGGGAAAUCAGGCACUGCCCGACUAGCCACGUAUGCGCCCCAGCAGCAUCGCACACCAUCUGGUGCCCUCUUCAGUUCGACAAUUUCCCGCUUACACCUGACUCCUAUACUACGACUCCAACGUCAUUCUCGACCCAGGCAAUCUCGGAUCCGUGCAGCGCCUUUAAUGUGUGUCCUUCUGACUCGAGCACUACUACGACCCAAACGUCAUUCUCGACCCAGAUAAUCUCGGAUCCGUGCAGCGCCUUUAAUGCGUGUCAUUCUGGAUCAAGCACUAGCACGACUCCAACGUCAUUCUCGACCCAGGCAAUCUCGGAUCCGUGCAGCGCCUUUAAUGCGUGUCCUUCUGACUCGAGCACUACUUCCACCACAACCCCGUCUGUGACCCAGACAAUCUCUAAGCCGAGUAGUAUCUUUGGUGGGGGGCAUACCAAGUGCCCCAAGCACUGACAGGGCUUACAUAAUCUGUCAGGCCGGACCUAAUCAAGCCGACUCUGUACGGUCUUUACACUCCAAGAUAGCCACCUUACCACGACCCUGAAGGUGGGGACUAUAUUUGGGCCGGUCCCCAAGGCGCUAAUGGCAG
This is a messenger RNA of Linderina pennispora, 784 nucleotides long. RefSeq lists its product as uncharacterized. The record is from RefSeq and is a predicted model, not a curated record. The coding region runs from base 58 to 648 and encodes 196 amino acids. The transcript has a single exon. Lineage: Eukaryota; Fungi; Kickxellomycota; Kickxellomycetes; Kickxellales; Kickxellaceae.